Molecule: messenger RNA, 940 nt
Organism: Drosophila busckii
Lineage: Eukaryota; Metazoa; Arthropoda; Insecta; Diptera; Drosophilidae
Product: polyserase-2-like
Exons: 2
Coding region: 27-833 (268 amino acids)
Biological process (GO): proteolysis
Molecular function (GO): serine-type endopeptidase activity
Source: RefSeq, a predicted model, not a curated record
AAUAAUAAUAUUAAAAUUGCAGCAACAUGCAACUGCAACUGCUGCUCAGCUUCGCGCUGCUUGCCGCUGGUGUGUCUGCCUUUUAUGUGGCUCAGCAGGAGCCGGAGUCCGGUGACAGUCAGAAUCCCUAUGCGCGCUUUGUGGUCUCCAUACAAACCAAGUUGCCCAGCUCGUACUACUUUGGCGGCAACCAUCGCUGUGUGGGGACCAUUGUGGCGCCCAUCUUUGUGCUCACCUCCACGCUCUGCCUGCUCGCCAACAAGAAUCACACUCGCAGUCGCCAGCUCUUGCUGCCGCAUGAGCUGCUGAUCAUUGCCGGCGCACCCAAUCGCCAGCGGCCCACGCAGGACACACGCAUCCUGCACGUGCAGUCCAUACACACCUACUCUAGACAUGACAUGGCGCUGCUGCGUCUGCAGGAUCUGCACAUGGUAGAACCAAAUGUUACCCAAGCGCUGGCCAUAGCGCCGCUGCCCACGCAUCCUGCCUAUGUGCACUCGGCUCAUUGCUUUCUGUUGGCUUGGGGAAAGCCGCGAGAGCAGUGGCAAAAGCAACAGUUGACGCCGCUGCCGUUUCGCUUGCUGUCGGCGAGGGCCUGCGAGGAUUUGAAUCCGCAAGGGUUUCGGCGUGGAGUGUUCUGCGCGCAGGUGGUGCCUGAGGAGCCGCUGGAUGUGUCUGGGGACAGUUUGGCCGCACCUCUCUUCUGCGGCAACAAGCUAGCCGGCAUUGUUCACCGUACUGUACUCUGCGAUCAUCGUUAUACUUCGCUUUUUUACUCAAUCUACGCGCACCGCUUCUGGAUAAGAGCAACCUUUAACAGCUGCUGCCGCUAGUAACUACGAUGUGUCUGUUGGCCAUUUAAAUAUAAAUAUAUCAUUUUCUGCAAUAUGCUCAUUAACUUAACCAUGCUCAGGGAAAAUUUGGGGUUCUUUAGUCACCU